AUGAAUUGGGCUGUGGGUGCUAAUUGUUACCUACUUCGGGCUGUUCUCACACAUGGAAAAAACUGGGACCUUGUCAGUGAGUCAUUAAGAACGUCUUGCAAGACGUUCUUGAAAGAUGAAAAUGUACAGGAUCUCUCAAAACAGAGUUGUUCGCUUCAAUAUAAAUAUAUUAUUGCAUCCGCACGUCAAAGAAAUCCAGGCGAUUUAACAGAGAGCCAACUCUUAAACAUUUCAUUAGAUCAUUAUACUACAUUGAGACGUGAGCAGUUGCAUGCUGCUCGGUUGGAGAUCUUGCGGGCUAUGAAGAUUGAGGAAGAGGAUGCAGAAAAGUUGCGACAAGGCCGAUAUUCUGAAAUACCUCCAGACCGGUUACUGACCUAUAGAAAAAGAUGUCGUGCGCUCGGGAUUCCGGACAAAAUAGGUCGUUGUUUAGAUAUGGAACCGUUGUCUCCUGUUUCAGAGGAAAAUGACCGAACUGUCAAGAAGCUUCCCACUACACUACAACGUCCAAAUACUAAAAUUGAGAAAGAAACAAUUGACCAGAAUGGUGGUAUCUGGAUUCCUGUCGGAACCCCUUUUAUUUAUGGGCUAUUCGAAGAGAGAUGUGAUUACAUUCAGGAAUCAUCAUUAGCCAACUUCAUACGUGCUCAAGCUAUUAUUUCACAAAGACUGGGUUUCGAAGGACAUGAUGAUGAAAUCUCAAGUCUAGAUACUACAUCAUCCAUCCAGACUCACUCAGAGGUUACAACUAGCCAUAAUCAAGAAGUCAAAGUCGAAGAGUCACCCAGAGCUUCUGAAGAGCUUAAUAACUUAGAUAGUGACUCAAGCAAAAUAAGAAUACAAACAAGCCCUUCCAAGUGUUUGGAGAUCCUGGAUGAACCAAUUACUCCUAGUAGUUCCGCUCUUGUAAGUGACUCAGAAACACUGGCUUCUCCGCACUUUACUCAGAGCCUUAAUUCAAGUCCUGCACUAAGUCUUGCGGAAACUCAAUCACCAUCCUUUAAAGCCGUUAAUCUGAACCGAAAACAUAAUCAUACAAAGAGGAAGAUAUCGACUCCUGCUCCUGUUUAUCAAAACCAAGUGGGAGAGUUCACUUCAGCUCUCAGUCCCUCAAUAUCUACCAGUCUCAAUAAUGAUGAACUUACAGAUACAUCUCAGUCAUCAGUUUGUGUGGCUCGACGAUGGAGAAGAUCUCUUCUGUCAGCACUUUCUACGGUGUACAGCCAUCGUCAUGCUUAUGUGUUUAUGCAUCCUGUAACUGAAGAUAUAGCUCCCGGGUACAGUACUGUUGUUUAUGAGCCAGUGGACUUAACGUCCCUUAGGCGCCGUAUGGAGUCGUCACUCAGUUACUUGAUCAGUUCUCAGCAGCCUUCUGCUCUAAAUCCAUCUGUUUCUUCUUAUCGAGUUAUCAUUGAGAUCGCAAGACGUUUCAUUCGUGAUCUUUUGCUAAUGUUUAUGAAUGCAAGAAUGUACAAUAGUCAAAAUCACGAAGUCCACCGAAUGGCUGGGGAGAUGUAUCAUGACGUCAUUAGUGAACUUCAACCUCUUUGGUCUAUUAUGGCUGAGGAUAUUCCAGGAUUCCCAUCUCUGCCUUUAUUGAAUCUAACUCCUCCACAGACUACGCGUUCCUUACAGCAAUCUAUUGUAGUGUCGACUGCCCCAACUACUAGUCCUUCACAUCCUGCUUCAUGUGUGCUUAAAGAUGAGGAGUCGAAUGCUAGCAAGCAGUCUUCUAGUUUUUUCAUCAAGCAAAACAAACGUUCUGCUCCUGAAGGUUCGUCUCCUUCUAGUCCACUGCCUCGUAAACAUCGUCAUUCGUCUGGAAGUGAUUCUGCAGUCGGAGCUAUUACAACGCGAUCUAAAUAA
Schistosoma curassoni is the source of this 1866-nucleotide messenger RNA. Lineage: Eukaryota; Metazoa; Platyhelminthes; Trematoda; Strigeidida; Schistosomatidae. The record is from the annotation of a GenBank genome assembly.